This is a messenger RNA of Drosophila mojavensis, 1446 nucleotides long. It is a transcript of the gene sds22, whose product is annotated as protein phosphatase 1 regulatory subunit 7. The coding region runs from base 369 to 1361 and encodes 330 amino acids. Gene Ontology annotation, molecular function: protein binding. Lineage: Eukaryota; Metazoa; Arthropoda; Insecta; Diptera; Drosophilidae. The transcript has a single exon. The record is from RefSeq and is a predicted model, not a curated record.
CAAACGAAACGAUCAAAAUUUUUGCAGCAAAUGCAACAAUUCAAUUUUUGAGAAUUUUUAUUUGAUUUACAACUCAAUAUAUUUGAUAAAAACUAGAUACAGACUUAGACAUUUAUUACAGCUAAAACAAUUUUUGGUAAUUUCUACUGACAACCAAAAAUGAGAAAUGCGCUUAUAUGAGUAGCAUACCGAGCACAGUAAAAUCCCUUACCACACUAAUUUGCCAAUUUUUUUCGUACUCUUUUACAACACUAAAUAACAUUCGGCAAAUAAUAAGAAAAACCAACAAGAAAAUCGUCGGGCAGGGCAGGCGGCAUUUAUAAUUUAUUAAAUUUGUAUAUAUAAUUAAGAAAACGUACAGCAUUCUUAUGAGUAUGGCUGACGGCGACAAUGCAGUCCCGAUUAGUGGAGAAGCGAAGCCAACGGCCGGAAUGCAGAUCAUACCGGGAGAGCUGGUGGCGUCAAUUGAGGAAAUCGUGAUGAUUGAUCCCGAAUGCUAUGAACUGGAUCUGAAUCAUCGUCGUAUCGAUAAGCUCGAAAAUUUCGAGCCGUUGAAACAGAUCGAACGAUUGUAUCUGCGAUGGAACCUCAUCAAAAAGAUCGAAAACCUGGACAUGCUAAAAACCCUGGUGGAGCUGGAACUGUAUGAUAACCAGAUCACAAAAAUUGAGAAUUUAGAUAAGUUAGUCAAUUUGGAAAUACUCGACCUCAGCUUCAAUCGUCUGACCAAAAUCGAGAAUUUGGACAAGCUGGUAAAACUAGAGAAACUCUACUUUGUGGCCAACAAACUAACUGUCAUCGAGAACUUGGGCAUGUUGACCAAUCUGACAAUGCUGGAGCUGGGCGACAACAAGCUGAAGAAAAUUGAGAACAUCGAGACAUUGGUAAAUCUGCGUCAGCUAUUUCUGGGCAAGAACAAAAUCGCAAAGAUUGAAAAUCUAGAUACGCUAGUCAACCUGGAGAUACUGAGUCUGCAGGCAAAUCGUAUUGUCAAAAUCGAGAAUUUGGAGAAGCUGACCAAUCUGAAGGAGCUGUACAUAUCAGAGAAUGGCAUCGAGACCAUUGAGAAUCUGUCCGAGAACAAGUGUCUGGACACACUCGACUUGGCCAAAAACAGAUUGAAGGUUAUUGCCAACCUGGAGGCGCUGCAGCAGCUCGAAGAGCUCUGGUUAAACGACAAUGGGAUCGACAACUGGAAAAAUCUCGAGGUACUGAAGGUCAACAAAGCCUUGCAGACGAUCUACCUGGAACAUAAUCCCGUGGCCACAGAUGUCCGCUAUCGCUCCAAGCUACGCGACAUUCUUCCCCAGUUACAGAAAAUAGAUGCCACCCUCUGCGUGCUGCCGGGCCAACAUGCGUAACGUCCUGGCACAUGGCAAUUAUCGAAUCCAAUGAUUAUAUUAUACACCUAAAACUUACAAUAUAUAUUCAAAAUGUUACAAGUAA